Bactrocera latifrons is the source of this 796-nucleotide messenger RNA. RefSeq names its product growth arrest and DNA damage-inducible proteins-interacting protein 1 (gene CRIF). Bases 52 to 747 code for a protein of 231 amino acids. Gene Ontology annotation, cellular component: nucleus. The transcript has a single exon. NCBI's taxonomy places the organism in Eukaryota, Metazoa, Arthropoda, Insecta, Diptera, Tephritidae. The record is from RefSeq and is a predicted model, not a curated record.
UUUCACUGAUCACACAUUCUUCGAAUUAGUUAAACAACACAAAAGCAAAAUAUGUCAAUAACUUUGUUACAUAAAGGAGAAAUGUUAUCUGUUAAUGUUCGGUCUUGGAGGCAGUGCACCAGAAAUUUAUACCGCACACUUUCUACGAAUGCAAAUGAAUAUCAAUGUGAAAAUGAUACUAAGACUAAAAAAGUUAACCGGUCAAUGCUUUUAACCCAACAUAGAAAUGUCUUAUUUGAUAUUAUGCCAUACAAUGAACCCAGUUCUUGGAUUCAUUUGACGGAAAAGUAUAAGAAAAAAUUAUUUGGACGGUAUGGCUUAUCAUCAGAAGUCGAUCCUUCCAUUUGUUUUAAUGCUAAAGGACUGCAUGAAAGCAAUGAAAAACAUGUGUUGGAACAGAUGCUAUUAAAUCAGAGAAAUAUAAGAAUGAAGGAAAAUCAGGCCAUAAAGAGCAGAGAAGCGGAAAUCGCUGCAAAGUUAGAAAAAUUAGAACAGUGGAAGUUGGAGAUGAAAAAUAAAAUUGCUAAAAAGGAAGCAGACGCCUUGGCAGCGAAGCAGCAAAAACAAAGACUGAUCGAGGAAGUUCGAAGACAUUUUGGUUUUAAUGUGGACCCUCGGGACGAAAGAUUUAAAGAAAUGCUGGAACAAAAAGAACGAGAGGAAAAGAAGAAACAAAAGGAAGCUAAACGGAAGGCUAAAGAAGAUAAAAUGAUGGCGAGAAUUGUAGGAAAUAAUUCGAGUUCCUAAAAAACGAUAAAUAUAAACAAUCAUAUUUAUAAUAUUUUAAAAAUUAAAA